AUGGGAGGGUUAAUGGAAUCGGGGCCAGUCGGGCUGGGCUGGGCUGGCCGGCCACGGGGUGCUGGCUGCCCCGGCAGUGGGGAAAUCAGAGGGCAGGCGCAGCCGGCCCCAGCAGACGCAUCCAGCUCUAGGCCUGCCUGCGCUCCGCCCUGCAGCCGGAUGGCCCUGAUCAGAGGAGGCCCGGUCCUGGCCAUGCUGCUGGUUUCCUGGGCAGCGCUGGGCCCUUGUGGCCUGCAGGCAGCAGAGCCCGGGGUUCCAGGGGCCCCCGAGAGCCUGCAGUGCCCGGCCGCCUGCACCUGCGGCCACGACGACUACACAGACGAGCUCAGCGUCUUCUGCAGCUCCCGGAACCUCACGAGGCUGCCCGACGGCAUCCCGGCCUGCGCCAGGGCCCUGUGGCUGGAUGGCAACAACCUGUCCUCCAUCCCUGAGGCGGCCUUCCAGAACCUCUCCAGCCUGGGCUUCCUGAACCUACAGGGCAGCGGGCUGGCCAGCCUAGAGCCGCGGGCGCUGCUCGGCCUGCAGCAGCUCCGCCACCUACACCUGGAGCGGAACCAGCUGCGCAGCCUGGCGGCCCACACCUUCCUACACACGCCGGGCCUGGCCUCGCUCGGCCUCAGCAACAACAUGCUGGGCCGGGUGGACGAGGGCCUCUUCCGGGGCCUGGCCGACCUCUGGGACCUGCACCUGGGCUGGAACGGCCUGGCCGUGCUCCCCGAUGCCGCCUUCCAGGGCCUGGCCAGCCUGCGCGAGCUGGUGCUGGCAGGUAACAAGCUGGCCUACCUGCAGCCCCCGCUCUUCUGUGGCCUGGGGGAGCUCCGGGAGUUGGACCUGAGCAGGAACGCCCUGCGCAGUGUCAAGGCCAACGUGUUCGUCAAGCUGCCCAAGCUGCAGAAGCUCUACCUGGACCACAACGUCAUUGCUGCCGUGGCGCCCGGCGCCUUCCUGGGCAUGAAGGCGCUGCGCUGGCUGGACCUGUCACACAACCGCGUGGCCGGCCUCCUGGAGGACACCUUCCCCGGCCUGCUGGGCCUGCACGUCCUGCGCCUGUCACACAAUGUCAUCGCCGGCCUGCGGCCGCGCACCUUCCGAGACCUGCACUUCCUGGAGGAGCUGCGGCUCGGCCACAAUCGCAUCCGGCAGCUGCCUGACAAGGCCUUCGAGGGCCUGGGCCAGCUGGAGGUGCUGACACUCAACGACAACCAGAUCCGCGAGAUCGAGGCGGGUGCCUUCGUCGGCUUGCUCAGCGUGGCCGUCAUGAACCUGUCCGGGAACUGCCUGCAGAGCCUCCCCGAGCGUACCUUCCAGGGCCUGGGCCGGCUGCACAGCCUCCACUUGGAGCGCAGCUGCCUGGGCCGUAUCCUCCCACGCACCUUCGCUGGCCUGUCGGGGCUGCGGCGGCUCUUCCUCAAGCACAACGGCAUCACAGCCGUGGACGAGCAGGGCCUGUGGGGGCUGGCGGAGCUGCUGGAGCUGGACCUCACGGCCAACCGGCUCAUGCACCUGCCGGCGCGGGCCUUCCAGGGCCUGGGCAAGCUGGAGUACCUGCUGCUCUCGGGCAACCAGCUGGCGGCGCUGGCGGCCGACUCCCUGCGGCCCCUGCGGCGCCUCUUCUGGCUGGACCUGUCACACAACCGCCUGGAGGCGCUGCCGGACAGCGAGCUGGCCGAGCUGGGGCAGCUGCGCUACCUGAGCCUCACCAACAACUCCCUGUGGACCUUCACGCCGCCGGCUGCCGGCCUGGAGCGCCUCUGGCUUGGGGACAACCCCUGGGACUGUGGCUGCGCGCUCGGUGCCCUCAGGGCCCUGGCUCUGCAGGAGCCGGGUGUCGUGCCGCGCCUCGUCCAGGCUGCGCCCGAGGGGGACGAUGGCCAGCCGCCCAUCUACGUCUCCAACAACAUCACCUGCGCCGGCCCCCCGGGUGUCUCGGGCCUCGACCUGCGUGACGUCGCCGACGCCCACUUUGCUCAGUGCUGAGCAAGGCUGGGCCCGGCUGGUGGCCCCUGGGGGCAAAGUGGGCCCUCGGUGUCCCCCUUGGCAGACACGACACUGCCCCGGGGGCCUGGUCCCUGACCGAUGGAUGGGGAUGGGGUGGAAGGGAGGGGCCACCACACAUCCUCAGGGUCCCAGCCGUUGUUUAUUAAAAGCCAUCUGACACAAGCGUGUGACCCCGGGGCAUAGCUGGGGGUGGGUGGUGGGUGAAGGAAAGCUCUGCCCUGUGGCCGCCACCCCACAGCCCUCCAAAGAUGCCUACCCAUGCCUGAGGGGCGGCAGCGCCCCCUUCCCGGUGUUCGGAGCCCCUGGUCCUGCGAAGGUGGCACAGCUGGGCCCCCCCAUGCCCCUGCCCUCUCCCUCUGACCAGGAAGCAUCAGUCUGCGCCCCCCUGCCCCAGUCCCUCCCGGCCUCCUGCACCUUGUCCCCUUUCCUGCCCAGCUCUGCCGGCCGCCGCGGGGAGGGUGUGGGGGCCAUGGGGCUGAGCCCCCCAGGGGCACGUGAGUCCUCAGCACCAUGCCCUCUGCAGUCUACCCCUCGCUCAA
This is a messenger RNA of Nyctereutes procyonoides (raccoon dog), 2537 nucleotides long. It is a transcript of the gene IGFALS, whose product is annotated as insulin like growth factor binding protein acid labile subunit. Gene Ontology annotation, molecular function: protein binding. The record is from RefSeq and is a predicted model, not a curated record. The transcript has 2 exons. Gene Ontology annotation, cellular component: extracellular matrix. Bases 1 to 1977 code for a protein of 658 amino acids. NCBI's taxonomy places the organism in Eukaryota, Metazoa, Chordata, Mammalia, Carnivora, Canidae.